Molecule: messenger RNA, 1835 nt
Organism: Amoebophrya sp. A120
Lineage: Eukaryota; Dinophyceae; Syndiniales; Amoebophryaceae
Source: the annotation of a GenBank genome assembly
CAUUUUUACUUAUGCAAAAUCGGCCUGCGAUUGCGAAUUCAUCUGGAUUCGAAAUACCUAUAGUUUCGCCGCAUGUUCUUCUUUUGCAGGGAGCCGUCCCCUGAUCUGCUUGUGCUUUUAAAUUUGCAUCCUGAUUCAUCUAUGUGUCAUAGUUUCCAGCCCUGCCCAGAACCGUAGGAGUAAUAGAGCCAAGGGACCAGGAACGAGAGAUGAGAGCCGCAUGUGAGUUGUUGUGGAGCGCUGUUCAAUUCAAUUAUAAUAACAGUUUGCACAGCAACAAGAGCAACGGAUUUUUUUUUUCCGACGGAGCGCAGAUAAUUGAGGAGGUUGAGUUGUCAAGUAGCUAUUAGAAGACCUGCACUUACUGUAUUUGCAACAUCACUUUCGCCUUGUCAUGAUACAUAUAAGUAGUUGUUUUACCCAAGGGCAACUUCUUGUCCGCACCGUACGAUGUAAAAAGCGGGCUGUCGCCCCGUGUAAGAGACGUACAAACAGUCUCGAAACGAAACAAAAUGCUGACCCACUUCACCCGUCCCGCGCUGGUGAGCGCAGCAGGAAAAGCACCUGCCCCGAAGAUGCUGUUGGGGCGAACAGCAAUAGGACAUCAACUCGCUACUGCUUCAUCUGCUACACGACCAGUUGCACUACAGCACCUGCCCCGCGCAACACCCUCGAGUGGCGGUCUUUUCCGCUGCUCCAAGCCAAAACACGGACACAUGUGGGACUACUGGGACGGCCCCUGGUACAAAUUUUGGGUAUGCAUUGCAAAAGCAUAAUCGCACUAUAGUAAGUUCUUGCAGUCGCAAUCGUGCAUGACACAUCUCUCUACUCCUAGGUAAAAUCAGAAUUGCAAAUCCCACUUUCUAACGUUGUGGGAAAUAAAUUUGUGAUACACGAAGCACGACUGGUGCGACCACAUGAUUUUGCAAUGCAUAUUGUGCUUGGGUAAGCAAGAGCUACGCCGAGGUGCCCAUGAUACCGCCGGUGCCACGGAUGGUGGCACAAGGGGUGUUGACCGCGGGCUUUCUGAUCGUGUUUAUCCCAUGGGCGUAUUGAUACAAUCUUUUUUCGAUUUUCUUGUAUUACUGGUUGUGCAUGAAGAGACUCUUUGUGUCUUUAGACCAGGAUCUGCUUCUGCAUGACAAGACUUCUCAUCAAAGAAAACCAAAACAGUGCCUCCGUCGAUCUCCUCCCCUUCUACCGUUCGAAGGGUUUGUUGACUUUGAAGCAGCGCAUGGAAGGGCACUACGAUCGCGUGGAUACUGGUUUUGCCUACAACGACUUCGAUUUGGGUGGAGAUAGAGCGGUGGACAAGCUGCCCGAGUCGAGCAAAGGUAUAGAGACGAGUGUUUUAUUAUGCGCAAAUCAUGCAUGGCAGAUUGGUUUCGCUUGUGACAAGUGUGUUUCGCAUGUAUGACAAAAUGGAAAUGGCCUGUGUGUUUCGCAUGACAAAUUAUUCUCUAUCCCAGGUAAAAUGCGUCCGUACACGCCAACGGAGUGGAUGACCGAGGGGCCGAUGAACCCAGCACCAGUGAGUCCGAACAAAAUCCCAGAACAGAAGCUCUUUCUCGGCUGGAGGUCCUUCAGCUGGUACGAGGGGUUGCACAAUGAUUCGCCAUAAAGUCGUUCUUCUGGCGCUACGGCUACGAGUAAAAUGAUAGAGUUGAAUUCCACCUCGCGUGGCAGUGGAAAUCAAAAAUCAAAACUGAACUCAGAACAAAAGUAUAUGAUUCACAGAUAAAAGAUCUCCAUGAAGAAAGAGAGAGAAGAAACCCGUAAGAUGAAAAGCUUUUACAUUUUUGUUUUUACAAAAAAUCGGAAGACCUAGUAGCCCC